AGCAAAUGGGAACGAGAUUUAAAAAGCGCCUACACCCCAGGACUAUUUUUUGAGCUAUCACCUCAAGGCGCGCUCAUCUCAUCAACGGAUCCGUUUAAAACCUAACCUGUAGCAAAUACGAUCAAGAUGUCAACCGUGAUCGAAUCCAAUGAGUCCGCCAUUCCGCCGGAGCAGAAGUACUUUAUAGAAGCAGCAAAGCGGAAGAGAACGGAAGGAACGAAACAGUUUGAGCAAAUUCAUUUUAGCGAAAACGAGAAGCUUCGCAGUCUUGCUGACGAUGUCUUCGCUGAUCAUGCAACGCUCGACAAACUUGCAAGUCCAGUCAGCUCGGGCGACAACGUCAAAUUCCUCAUCUUGGGUGCAGGGAUGGGUGGUAUCGUCAUGGCUGUCAAGCUCCUCAAGCAGGGCAUCACUGCAGACCAGAUCUUAUUGAUCGAGACGGCUGGUGGAGUUGGCGGAACGUGGUACUGGAAUCGUUAUCCUGGACUGCAUUGCGAUGUGGAAGCAUACUGCUACUUACCGUUCCUUGAGGAAACUGGCUAUAUGCCCAAGCAAAAGUACGUUUCAAGUGUCGAGAUUCGGGACUAUCUUGAGGAUGUUGUCAAGAAGUUUGGUUUGGACAGCCGCAUUCUAUUUCGCAGCCAGGCCACUGGUCUCGAGUGGGAUGAGGGUCUCACGGCAUGGAAAGCUGAAUUGAGGACUCAUCGCGGCCCACAGGGAAAGGAGGAAAAGGUAGUAUCGGUACACGCCGACUUUGUCACGAUCGCCACUGGACUAUUCCCGUACCCACAAGUACCGAAAGUACCCGGCCUUGCAGACUUCGAGGGCCCAAUGCUUCACACGGCGCGCUGGAAUUAUGACAUCACUGGCGGUUCUAGCGACACUGCAUUCCCAGAGCUCGAAAAGCUGAAGGGGAAACGCGUUGCCAUCGUUGGCACCGGUGCGACAGCAAUUCAGGUCGUCCCACAACUAGCAAAAUAUGCGAAAGAGUUGUACAUCUUCCAACGCACACCGUCCCAGGUGAACACUCGCGGACAGUGCGAUACAGACGCUACAGAAUGGCGUGAGAAGAUUGCAGCAAAGACUGGUUGGCAGAAAGAUCGUAGGGAGAACUUUGCGGACCACCUCGCAGGUCAUCUGCAGCCUGGUAUUGAUGAUCUCGUUGACGAUGGAUGGACGCAGUUGAAAGCUUAUGGUGCUCUCAUCGGCAGCAAUAGUUUUGGCUUGAUUACGCCUGAUAAAGCUCAGGAGCACAUUGGUACACUCGUGGCACUUGAUUCCGAGCACAACGCGAAGGCUCGCGAGCGAAUACAUCGGAUAGUUCAGGACAAUGAGACAGCCAAGAAACUGACGCCUUGGUAUCCGACCUGGUGCAAGCGACCCACAUUUAGCGACUUGUAUCUGGAGACUUUCAACAGUAGCAACGUACACCUAGUCGAUACAGACGGCAAGGGUAUCGAUAGUGUAACAUCGAAGAGUAUCGUUGCCAAUGGUCAGGACUAUCCCAUCGACAUUCUCAUUUUGAGUACUGGAUAUCGCUCCCCGACUACUGGAGGAGAUCCGGGCUCGCGUAUGGGUAUCAAUAUCCUCGGGCGUAAUGCACGUCGUAUGGCCGACAAAUGGGAAGAACAAGGCUUGAGCACGCUCCACGGAGUUUGUUCGAACGGUUUUCCCAACCUGUUUUUCCAGAGCCCGGCUCAAGCCGCAGCGACUGCCAAUUACUCCCAUGUCAUCGAUGUACUGAGCGAACACAUUGCCUCCAUCAUUGCCAUAGGGCUUCAGCGCGCAUCUGAUAACAAAGCAAAGGUUGUUAUGGAGCCCACUGCUGCUGCAGAGGAUGCAUGGGGUAUGCAGAUUGCGCAAGGCGCAGCCUUCUUCAGUGCAAUGGUUGUAUGCACACCGAGCUAUCUCAAUCUUGAAGGUGAAGCUUUGCAGAUGCCGCCGCCUGAUGACUAUGCGGCAAUGAUGAAGAAAGCAAAGAGUGCAAUCUGGUAUAAAGGAUUGGUGGAUUUCAGCCGCAUGAUCGAAGCAUGGCGAAGUGACGGAAAGUUGGAGGGCGUGGAGAUCAGCGUUAGCGCGUGAGAGCGUCGAGGAAAUAACGGGGAAUCGGUAUAGCAUGGUGCACGGGCGACUGCAAGAGUACUGUUGAAGACGCGCGUUAUGGCUUGGCCUAGAGUUUCAAAGAAUUUGGGGGGCUAGACCGACCAAGAUAACUUCGUUCCGUUUGUGGGUUGAGGUGUACUCUGAGUAGCUAGCUUCACCGGCAAGUAACAAGGUUGGCCAAAAAGUAGCACUACAGGGCGGUUUUGUUUCCGGGUUUAUUUCGUGAGGUUGCCCAAAAAGGCAGACGAAGGUGCUGCGCUUGGAACUCAGGUAUCCUCCAUAGCGGUCACUCCUCGCACUUAAACGCAGUCAGCCGCCUUCAUUAUACCUAUACAUCCUAUCAACUGAAGGCGCU
Cucurbitaria berberidis CBS 394.84 is the source of this 2458-nucleotide messenger RNA. RefSeq names its product FAD/NAD(P)-binding domain-containing protein. Bases 127 to 2082 code for a protein of 651 amino acids. Gene Ontology annotation, molecular function: oxidoreductase activity. NCBI's taxonomy places the organism in Eukaryota, Fungi, Ascomycota, Dothideomycetes, Pleosporales, Cucurbitariaceae. The transcript has a single exon. The record is from RefSeq and is a predicted model, not a curated record.